UGACAAAUGAAGCAUGUAAAACGCAGGGAGAAAGCUGUGCCUCUUUUCUUCUUUGGUUUUUCUGGUCCACCCUAUGAAAAUAAAUCUAGGGUUUUUUCUUUAAUUCCAAUUCGAAUUUGGAUACGGCUUCUUCUUCUUCUUCUUCUAUCUGAAGAAGGGUCCUUGUCAUAAUUCAGAUAUUCCUUCUCUUGUAUACUCAUCAAAUCGAUCCAGGAAAAGAAGAAAAGGAGGGAAUUAGUGUACCUUUAUACUGCAGCUGCUGGGGAUUAAAAUUUUGGCUAUCUAUAUAAGAUAUGGGACAAUGCUUAUGCUCAAAAAAGCGUCAACAGGGGGAAGAUGAUUCUGAUCAGCAUGUUGAAUUUGUUGGCAGUAAUGUGCAUCUCAUUACUGCCCAAGAGGUCUGGGAGCAGAAGCUGUCAGAAGCUAAUAGGGAGGGCAAAACUGUUUUAGUGAAUUUCAGUGCAACAUGGUGUGGUCCUUGUAGGAUGAUUGCACCAUUCUACCGAGAGCUGUCUGAGAAAUAUCCUUCUCUAUUGUUCCUGUUGGUUGAUGUUGAUGAACUACCUGACUUCAGCAGUUCAUGGGAUAUCAAAGCUACUCCUACCUUUUUCUUUCUCAGAGAUGGGCAGCAACUGGACAAGCUUGUGGGGGCGAGCAAGCCAGAGCUGCAGAAGAAGAUAACUGCCAUUUUAGACUCGGUGGCUGAGAGUGACAAAUGAUUGUUGUGUUGGCUUCCGUAUUUGAGAGUGCAGCAAUUAGCAUUUUUAUCCAUUGUGUGCUUAGUACUUUGGUUAUUGAUUGUGAGCCAUUUGUCUGUAGAUUAUGCCUGGCAUGUAAAUAUGACCAAAUGAAAAUUUUGGAACCUCCACUGUGAAUAAGCAAUCCCAGUGUAUUCUUCUAGUAA
Molecule: messenger RNA, 904 nt
Organism: Hevea brasiliensis (rubber tree)
Lineage: Eukaryota; Viridiplantae; Streptophyta; Magnoliopsida; Malpighiales; Euphorbiaceae
Product: thioredoxin H-type
Exons: 6
Coding region: 294-719 (141 amino acids)
Source: RefSeq, a predicted model, not a curated record